UAUCAUAAACAGGAAGUGUGUCUGCAGACUUGUCUUAAUCUCUUUCAGUGUGUUUUUGUUUUACUGUGUUUUAAGUCCAGCAGCUGCAGAAACGUCGUGCGGAUCUCUGAAACAUGGCUAUAGAAGCGUGGUUCAUGGACAGCUCGGAAGAAGACCCGAAAAAGCCGCACAGACUGGAGCCGAACCAGUCCGUGUCUCUGGACCAGUUAAGGGAGCUGGGGGUCUUUUCAUGGCAGCUGAACGCUGACAUCCAUGAGAACGACCCCGAGCUGGAAAAGAUCAGAAAAGAUCAAGGCUACUCCUACAUGGACAUAAUCACUAUUCACAGGGACACACUACCCGACUACGAUGAAAAGUUGAAGGUUUUAUAUUCGGAGCAUCUGCACCUGGAUGAUGAGAUCCGCUACAUCCUGGAUGGCCACGCCUACUUUGACAUCAGGGACAAACAGGAAAGGUGGAUCCGCAUCUUCUUGGCCAAGGGGGACCUGAUCACACUCCCUGCUGGCAUCUACCACCGCUUCACCCCGGACGAAACCGAGUACACAAAAGCCAUGAGGCUGUUUGUCGGGGAGCCGGUGUGGAAAGCUUACAACCGGCCUGCGGAUGAGUUCGAGAUCCGUCAGAAGUACGUGGCUUCUCUGCAGGGAUCCUGAGAGAGCGAGAGCUGCAACACUAAACAUUCAUGUCAACUACAGAGCAGAUUCCAUACGAACACCGAGCGCAGUAGAAUAAGAGUUUCUCAUGUGAUUCUGCAGAGGCAAACAAAAGUAGGUUUAUAAUGAAAAAUAUUUUUACAUGUGGAUCAUUUAAAGAUCUUCUGUAGCAGAGAAGACGUCAUUUUCUCUUUUAGCUAGAUUUGACAUUUCAGUGGGUAAGCUACACGUUUAUUCAUCUUACUGACAUUUUCUUUGACGAUUUCUACUAUGUACUUACAUACACAAUUAGUUCUCCAUUAAAAAGCUUUAAUCAAAUGGUAUAGAUGUAUGCAUGAAUAUUGAUAAAGUAUUAUAGAGCAUUGUAAAGGGGCCUAUUUGAACUCUUAUAUUUUUGAUAUCUGAGCAUGAUUUGAUUUAACAAGUGUGACUUAGUGCCAUCUAGUGGUGCCAUCUAGAGGUUUCAGAUUGCACCCCUCUCCUCCAGUUUUAAUGGCUGAAUCUCGAUGUCCUCCCUAAACCCUUACUGACUUUAUUGACGUCACCUGGAAAGUGAUUGAGUGCGUGAGCUGCGAGGCCUCUAACGGUUAAAUACAAAUGGGUCAGCACUUUGCGACUUUGACUCUGUAACCAUGACAGCAUGAUGUAAUGUGGCAAAAGCUUAUUUAACGUUUUUUACUUUUCUCACUCACUGCCAUGACGCUUAUAAAAAGUUCUACUCAAUAUAGACCUUUAUAUAAAUGUAUUAGUUGUGGGAUAAAUAAAGAUUUAUCUUAUCUUAUAUAUAAGUUAUAAAUAUAACAGGACUAAUAUGCUCUGUCUCUCUUGUUUACGUUUAUAGACUUGCAGUAGACUUCUGAAUUAGCUGUAGUUUCCAAAUAACCUUUUGUAGUAGACUGUAAAUAGAGCCUGGAUUCACCUUCUACCUUUUUUCCGUUUUAUGGUGUUUGUUUACCUUUCAAUUCUUGUGGGCUUCCCCGGGAAAUCAUAUGUUUCACGUCACAAUGCUAUGAACCAUGGGUAAUUCCCUCACGUUAAGUCUGCAGAUAUGCCCACUUCAAACAGGGUGCAUAAAGGGCUCGUAAAGUCAGCGAGAGAUCCCUCAAACACUUGAUGGUUUACAGUGGGAGGGCAGCACUAAGCCCUCACAGACUUACUGGGAACGCGCAUCAAAGUCAGUGAGUGUGUGAGGGUGGACAUCGAGAUUGGGCCAACGUGUGGCUGCAUAAACUUCCAACAGUCAAGAUUUUGAGCCUGAGUUUUGUUUGUCCCGCCUGGGCUACUGUAGAAACUUGGCAGUGCAAAAUGAAAAGCUCUGUGGGGAAAAAUGUAAUUCUCCCUCUGUGGGCAUAAAGGGCUUAGUCAAAAGAUACAGAUAUCCAAAAGUUCUUUCAGGUGAUUUAACAACAAGUAAAACAGGUAAAACUGUUUUUUUAUUUCCCCCUUAGCAAAACAUCCCUUGUUCUUAGACCUUUAAGUUUUAUUUGAUUGAGGGCUACGACUCAUAAAGGAGUAUUUUCUUAAUUUUUAGGGCGUAAAUAAACACAACAGAAUAAUCACUGGUGCCUUAUUCUCAAACAUUUGUACUUGGUCUCUGAUAGGCUAUCAGACUUCCCCCCCUUAACAGCAUGUAUUAAACAAAAUCAUGCAGCUUAUGAGCAUCAUUUCUAAUUCCAUAUUCAAAUGUAACUGACUUCGAGAUGCAUCGGUUCAACAUCGGUAUCGACCGCCCUGUUUUUCAGACAUCGACAAAUAAUGUGACGCGAGCCGAUGUCAGUAGCUGAUGUUCGUCUGUUGUGCCAAAUCAAUUUAAUGCGGACAUCUAGUUCUCCAAACUACUGAUUCAGAGAAGAGGGUUGAUUUGGGCAGAAGAAGUCACCUGUUGGACAAACUCACACUUGUUUUCAGUGUCAAACUCGAGAGAAAAUGUCGGCAAUGUGGGAGUCUGACACCAAAAGAAGUCAGGAAACAAACAUCGGCAAAGGUUAUAGAUUUCUGUUCUGUGGAAAAUAAAGCUGCUCUACUGUG
Molecule: messenger RNA, 2681 nt
Organism: Labrus bergylta (ballan wrasse)
Lineage: Eukaryota; Metazoa; Chordata; Actinopteri; Labriformes; Labridae
Gene: adi1
Product: acireductone dioxygenase 1
Molecular function (GO): acireductone dioxygenase [iron(II)-requiring] activity
Source: RefSeq, a predicted model, not a curated record